AUGAACUUCUCCGAGGAUCCAGAACUGCAGCCCCUCCUCCUGGAACUGUUCCUCUCCAUGUACCUGCUCACAGUGCUUGGGAACCUGCUCAUCAUCCUGGCUGUCUCCUCAGACUCCCACCUGCACACACCCAUGUACUUCUUCCUCUGUAAUAUUGAAAUUCAAAACCUCACACAUGUCCCAGAAUUCCAUCUCUUGGGCUUCUCAGAGGAUCCUGAAUUGCAGCCCUUUCUCUUUGGGAUUUUCCUCUCCAUGUACCUGGUCACAGUUUUUGGGAACCUGGCCAUCAUCCUGACUGUCACCUCAGACUCCCACCUGCACACACCCAUGUACUUCUUCCUCUGUAUCCUAUCCUUGGUUGACAUGGGAUUCACCUCCACCACGGUUCCCAAAGUGAUUGUGGCCAUCCUUACUCACAGCACAGUCAUCUCCUAUGCUGGAUGCCUGACUCAGAUGUCUGUGUUUGUCCUCUUUGCUUGCAUGGAUGAUUUCCUUCUGACAGUAAUGGCCUAUGACCGGUUUGUUGCCAUCUGUCACCCCCUGCAUUACCAGGUGAUCAUGAACUCCUGCCGCUGUGGCUUCUUAGUUUUAGUGUCCCUUUGGGCCAGUCUUUUGGAUUCCCUGCUGCAGAAUUUGAUGAUCUUGCAAGUUAUCUGUUUCACGGGAGUGGAGAUUUGUAAUUUCUUCUGCGACCCUUCACAAAUUCUCAAACUUACUUGCUCUGACACCCUCAGCAGUGACAUAGUCACAUAUAUUGUAAGCAUCUUGUAUGGCUUUCUCCCUAUGUCAGGGAUCCUCUUCUCUUACUAUAAAAUUGUGUCCUCCAUUCUCAGAAUCCCAUCUCGAGGUGGCAGGUAUAAAGCGUUCUCCACAUGUGGCUCUCACCUGACAGUGGUUUGCUUAUUUUAUGGAACAGGCAUUGGUGUGUAUCUCAGUUCAGCUUUCUCACUUUCUGCUGGAAAGGGUGCCUUGGCCUCAGUGGUGUACACGGUGGUCACCCCCAUGCUCAAUCCCUUUAUCUACAGCCUGAGGAACAGAGACAUGAAGAGAGCCAUGAGAAGGGUACUCAACAAAUUAGUCUCAUUCCAGUGCCUGAGCUAUGCAUUUGGACUUUGUGGGAAAAGCAGCAAUACUACUCAUUAG
This is a messenger RNA of Ochotona curzoniae (black-lipped pika), 1143 nucleotides long. Its product is annotated as olfactory receptor 18-like. The record is from RefSeq and is a predicted model, not a curated record. Gene Ontology annotation, molecular function: G protein-coupled receptor activity; olfactory receptor activity. Gene Ontology annotation, biological process: G protein-coupled receptor signaling pathway. NCBI's taxonomy places the organism in Eukaryota, Metazoa, Chordata, Mammalia, Lagomorpha, Ochotonidae. Bases 1 to 1143 code for a protein of 380 amino acids. Gene Ontology annotation, cellular component: membrane. The transcript is spliced from 2 exons.